Molecule: messenger RNA, 751 nt
Organism: Mangifera indica (mango)
Lineage: Eukaryota; Viridiplantae; Streptophyta; Magnoliopsida; Sapindales; Anacardiaceae
Product: major strawberry allergen Fra a 1.08-like
Exons: 2
Coding region: 88-576 (162 amino acids)
Biological process (GO): defense response; abscisic acid-activated signaling pathway
Cellular component (GO): cytoplasm; nucleus
Molecular function (GO): protein phosphatase inhibitor activity; abscisic acid binding; signaling receptor activity
Source: RefSeq, a predicted model, not a curated record
UUAUAAAUACUUCAGAGUAAUCCCUUACACUGCAAAAAAAAAUUUUAUGUGAUAUUCUCUUCUCUUUACUUCAAUCUACAAACAAACAUGACAGUAAGUACUUUUACACAAGAGUACAAGUGCCCGAUUGCGGCUCCGCGCAUGUUUAAUGCCCUGAUCUUAGACUCCAACAAUCUGUUUCCAAAACUGUUUCCACAAUAUAUCAAAAGCAUCAACGUGAUUCAAGGUGAUGUUGGAGCUGCUGGAAGCAUUGAGCAAAUCAACUUUACUGACGGUACUCGAUUCAAAUAUGUGAAGCAUCGAAUUGACGAAAUCGAUGAAAAGAACUUGGCGUGCAAGUAUACCAUGAUUGAAGGAGAUGCAUUAGGAGAUAAGCUUGAGUCUAUUGUUUAUGAGGUCAAAUUUGAGGUAGAUAGUGAUGGUGGCGGUUGCAUCUGCAAGAUGACGAGCCAUUACCACGUGGUGGGGGAGUCUGAGAUCAGAAAAGAGGAAAUUGAGGCUAGCAAAGAUAAAGUUGCCGGAAUUUACAAGAUGGUGGAGAACUACCUCUUGGAUAACCCUCAAGUCUAUGCAUAGUUUAAUAAUUAUUCUUCAGUUUGUCUAUCUGUUCUAGAUCUCUAAGCAUGUGUGUUGUUUCUCUUGUGACAUGUCGCUAUGAAUUUCUUUUCCGGGAUCCAUGUAUACCAAUGAAUUCCCACUUUUAUCAGUGAAAAUAAAGGGCAAUGCCCCAGUGCAUCAAGAUUUUGACAAA